Symbiodinium sp. CCMP2456 is the source of this 1776-nucleotide messenger RNA. The record is from the annotation of a GenBank genome assembly. NCBI's taxonomy places the organism in Eukaryota, Dinophyceae, Suessiales, Symbiodiniaceae.
AUGCAGUGGCUGCUGGGCGCAGCUCAAGCCGUGAAAGAAGCCACAGGGCCAUCUGUAUGUGUCGUCGCAGGUCGUAGAGUGCAGCAACAGCAGUUGCUCGCCGACGGGGGCUUUGCAUAUGUCUAUGCUGGCCUUGAUGCGGAGACAGGCGAGAAGCUGGCCAUCAGGAAGGUGCUUCUCCAAGACAGGGAAACCUUGGAAAAAGCAAAAGUUGAGAUCGAGCUGCUCAACAGCCUUUGCGAUCAUCCACACGUAGUGCGAUUCCUCGGUGCUGAGGUAACACAAAGGGGCACUGCUAGCGAAGCGGUCUACUUGUUUGAGUUAUGUACGGGUGGCACGCUGUUUGAAACAAUCGAUAGCAAGGUUGUGGCUGCGACCAAAUCCACUGCCGAUCAGUUGCAAAACCAACCCGGGCACUGCCCCUGUCUUCCACAGGAUACAAUUUUGGAAGUACUUGGAGCCCUCGCCCAAGCCCUUGCUUAUCUCAGCCGGCUGGGUCUCAUUCAUUACGAUGUGAAAAGCGAGAAUGUCCUCCUUGGCUCAGACAGUCUUUGGAAGUUGGGCGACUUUGGCUCUGCAAGCGAAAGAUCCUUCGACCUCGAGGGUGCGGACAAGAAGCUGUUGCUUGAUGCACAAGAAUUUAUUCAUGGCCGCUGCACGCCCAUGUACAGAGCACCUGAACUGGCAGAUGUUUAUUUGAGAUGGAAAAUUGGGGCCAAGGUUGACAUGUUUGCGUUGGGAUGCGUUCUCUUCGCAGCUAUGACAGCACAACAUCCAUUUCCCAUGGAAUCCACUUGCGCCAACAUCACAGCCAGCUAUCGAAUUCCCACAGAGGCUGCUGCAUCUUAUGCUCCGGCACUGCUCGGCUGGCUACGACGGUUGCUGGCCCGUGAGCCCUCAAAACGCCCUUCAGCUGUCCGUCUUGCAGCAGAGGUCGAGCGCUUCCGAAUCUUGGGAGAGGAUCCGAACGAAGACUUGCGUCAACAAGAGCGCAAGGAUCGCAAGGAGCAGAACAGGGAGAGCGUCCCUGCAGAGGCUGCCUUCGCAGACUUUGCCACCUUCGCGCCAAUAGCUGUGUCACUGCUGGAGGAGCAGCUUCGCUCAUCAAAGGUCCAUCAGGACCAGCUUCGGGAUGCCAUGCGCACUCAGCACUCGCAGCUGGCUGACGCUCAGCAGCAGGUGCGGGAGCAGCUGCGGAUGGACGGAGAGCGGCAAAUGAGGGAGUGGGAGCUUGAUGCUGCAAAGCGAGCUGCGGAAGCUGAACUUCGCAAUGCAUCAGCAGAGGUUCAUCAACUACGUCUCGAACAGCGGUCAAUGCAGGAGCAGCUUGCAAUGGCGCUCGAGAGCCAGCAGCGUGCAGAGUGCACCGCGGCCGCAGCCGCUGGGAGUGCAGCCUCGUUGUCAGCAGCAGAGGCACGGCUGGCGGACCAAAACAGCAUGGUGACCACACUGAGGCAGCAGCUUGCAAUCUUGGCGGCUGCACGUGCUUCGGAGGCAAUUGCUGUGAGCAGGGGCGUGCUGGCUGUGGCAUACGUUGGUGUGUCCAGCAGCUUGCCGACCAAUCCGGGUGCGCUGGUCGCAGUCGAGGGCUUAUCGCAGCGCUUGCGUGCGGCAUGCCGGCAGUGUGGCCGCGUUCUCGAGCAGCAGCUGCAAUCUGCCCAUGACAUUUCAUGGACGGAGUCCGGACCGUCCCCAUUGGACAUCGACUGGGAGGCUGUGGAAGCCAAGACUCUCCAGGAGCUGGGCUCCACUGCCUUGCCCGAUCUCGGGCCCUAA